GCGCGACACUUUCGAGAUGAUCGCCCUUCAGAGAGACGCGCGUGCGUCUAGGAUUGGGACUGCUGCACGCAGUUCUCAAUUAGCUUACGGAGAGGAGCGGCGUGACGUCACACUGCCCCCACCAGAGCCAGCAGUUCCGGCUUACGUACUACCUCCUCUUCCUCCCCUGACCAUCGAUCUAGCUCACAUCAGGGGAGCGCGUAGACGGCAGCCUAGAGUCGCCCCGCCUCGCGAGCGCCCGGCAGACCCUAUCCCCCCACCGGUCUACUUCCACUUCGAUCCUACAGCCACUACAGACAGACGGGGGGAGUACUAUGGCCCGACUCAGUACUACGGUUCCACUUCCACUUCAGCAUCACAGCCUCCGUGGCAUCAGACCUAUUUCCCACAGGGACCCCAGGUAUCAUCGUAUCAGGUCCCGCCUUCGUCGAUGCCGUUUUUUGAGCCGUCGUACGGACAGACAGCAUAUACCACUUCUCUGGGCACACCACCGGCGUCUCAGUUCCAGCAGGCCACACCGACGGCGUCUCAGUUCCGGCAGGCCACACCACCGGCGUCUCCGUUUCAGCAGACCACACCACCGCCGUUUGCUGCAUCAGAUCAGUAUUACCGUCCAGCGCCAUAUACAGAUGCUCAGCCGUUCACGUCUUUCGAUCAGUGUUACCGUCCCACGAUGCCUUCGGAUGAUCAGCCGUCGACGUCACAUUCACGGCCAUCUUCUUCUCACCAGGCCCAGGAUCCAUCACAGCUACAUUUUACACUAUCAGAGUCAUGGUUAUUCGGUCCGGAGAUCGGUUCAGAGGCGUACGAGGAGCUUUUAUCACGACCGGAUCUCACACCUCCAUCUUUUAGACUUCUACCGCCCACACAGGAGGAGACCGGUACUGCACCACCAGCAGCAGACGUUCAGCAUUCAGCUCAGGACGAGGACGCAUCCGACAGCGGCGAGAGCCCUCCGGUACCCAGACAGUUUCACUCGAUCACAGACAGCUCGCGGCACCGACGAGAGACUCACGGUUUGAGGGUACAGAGACCGAGGACUCGUAGAUAUGAGGAUUAGAUUUCAUAUUUUUCUUUAUUUAUCGAUUUUUGUAUUUUAGUAUAUGUUGUAUGUUUACUAUAUUAUGUAUAUUAUAUUCGUGUGUUAUAAUUGUUAUUUUGUUA
Mercurialis annua (annual mercury) is the source of this 1164-nucleotide messenger RNA. RefSeq names its product extensin-like. The record is from RefSeq and is a predicted model, not a curated record. Lineage: Eukaryota; Viridiplantae; Streptophyta; Magnoliopsida; Malpighiales; Euphorbiaceae. Bases 17 to 1060 code for a protein of 347 amino acids. The transcript has 2 exons.